AUAUUAUGUAUCUUUUAUGUAUAGCUUAAAUCAGUUGCCCAAUUCAUCAGAUAGCUUAAACCUAUUUUUUUCGCACGUUAGUGCUAUGACUCCCAUCUAUAACUACUAAUAGCUUCCCUCAUGAAUGGAGCAUGAUAUAUAGUAGUAGAAGAAUAUUUUUAAUAUGGCUAUAUGUUUCCUUUUUCAUAAUAGAUGAGUUAUAUUUUGUUUGGUAUUUUAGAGUAAUUAUAAAAUAAAUCAAGGAUUGUAAUGUAAUCUAUAUAUAUAUAAAAAUGUUUGCCUCCCUCCUGAAGUGUCCACGUGGAAACUCUUUUAUUAUAGAUGCAACACGUGUCCUGCUCGAAUGAAACUCAUCGUUUCAUUUUUUUUGGUGUGGGCUUUGAUUUUUCAUCUGGCCCGAGAAGUUGGAGUUUGUCUCUAACCCUAAUCCUGGAGAAUAUGAAUUGGCGUUCGUAAAUCGUCGUCAUACGACAUACAACGGCAGAAUGAUUCGACUUUAUCCUUUACCGGAUUCCAGAUCCAGUGACGAAAAUCAAAACUGUGGGAUACUCCUUUUCUUCAACCCGCAAAGAAUCUCCGCCGUAGAUCCGCGAGAAGCCGCGAACAAAGGAGGGGAAGCGAUCGCCAAGAACGAGGGCUUCUCGACAUCGGGAACACGGAGCUGGAGGUACUGGCCGAGCCGAGUGUAGGAAGCCACGAGAUCAGGGGAGUUAUAAUCUUCGAUCCAGACGUGGAUGGAAUAGUGAUUCGGCGGCGGAUUCGAUUAGAGAGAGGAGCUGGGGUCCAGAAAGAGGCGUCAUGGAGAACCGCCGCGGCUGUGACGACACGGUUGUUACGGGAGGAGAAGCGGAGAUUGCGUGCGAGGGGGAGGCGGCACAGGAUAAAUAUGAAGGAGAGGGUGGCUAAAUUGUGCAUGGGUGCUGGUGAUAGACGGGGAGAGAGAAAGAGUGGACAUGGUGUGUUGUGGAAUUUUUUUUUUUGGCCGGUAGUAGGAAAGGGCGGCCCGAGUAUGUCCUUAUCACCUGGAGAGAAGGCUACAAGAGCAAGCAGAGGGAGCUGGUGAAAUGGGUUUUGACUAGGAGGAUUACGAAUAGUGAUCUUGAGGCUGCUGAUCUUGAUGAAGAUGGAGUUGUUGGAGCUGCGGAGUUUAUAGUGUAUAACUGAAAGAGAUGGGGAAGAUUGAUGAAAAAGAUAUCUCUGGGAUCGUGGAAGAGUUUGAGAAGCUAGAUUACGAUGAGUCUAGAACUAUGACGACUUCUGACAUCGUUCUAGCUCAGAUGAAUCAGGAUCUUUGUUAUGUUAUAUAUGCACAUCACUUAACAACAACAAAAAGCAAAGGAAGUGAACAGUUUUUUUAGGAACUUUUGUAUGUUUCUGUUUGUGUUUUGUAAUGGCACAUUCUCGCUCUUUUACUGUUUUUUUAUGCUUGAGUGUAUGAUCUACAAACGUAUAGAUAUUUCGAUUGAUACAAACACUUUGUGUAAUAAAACUGAAUUUCUUCCUAUUAACCUGUAAUGGAGCUCUGUUUUUUCCAUUUAAUCUGCUCAAAGAACAUGUGAUGAUGAUGAUUGUUUUGUUUCUUUGAAAACUCUGUUAGACUGAACAAAACGUUUACAAAGAAGAGAGACAAAAAGAAAGGAAGAGUAUUAGAGAUGUUGUCGUUUCUCGAGCUGAGUUUCAUGGCAAUGUGGGUCAAGCCAGUCUCUUGAAACACUUUUUGACAUGCUAGGGAGGAGAGAAAAAGGUAAACAAGAUGAUGGGUAGUGUUCGUCAACAACAAAGACGAGGGAGAAAGACAAACAAUAAAAAAUAUUAAUGAUUACAUUAUUACGUUUUUUAUGGUAAGAUAUUUUUGUGAAUUUUAACAAAAGGGAAAAUAGUAGAGUUGGUAUAACUAUACGUAAAUUUCUGAUUUUUAAUCUUCAACGUCUAUCUUUUGGCUUAUUCCAACAAUUAGUAUAUUCUGAGAGUUUGUGGUACAACAACAUGUUUAUACGUGUCUAUCUUCUGAGACCAUGUUUAUCGGGUGAAAUCCAAAAUGGGUUUCUAAAUUUUUUUUUGUCUUAUCUGAUUUAUAAAAAAAAAAAUUAAAAACGAGUCAAUCGCGGAUCGUCACGUGUCGGUGGAACACGCGUAAAGUGCAAUAACCCAAAAAUUAUCGAUCCUUAAUUCAUAUCUUUUGUUACCGAUUUUUGCCUCUAGGGUAGGACCCACGCGUUAAAGAAAGAUUACAGAACAAUUUCUUUUACGUAACUCUCUCCGAGAAGUAACAGCAGAGGACAAUGUCAAUGAGAAGAGAAAUACAAACAACAUGGAUGUAAAGUUGGUUCCAUAAAUUCUACGAUUUUCUAUAUAUAUCUCUAAACUAAUUGGUCAUCCGAACUAUUUAACUAAGUUUUACUAAGAAAAGUUUAUAUGCUUCAUAAAGUUCUUUAUGAACUUAACAAAAAAAAUAUAUUGGUUUAAAUUCUAUUAACAUAAAAAUACAUUAUCUUUUGUAGCAUCAAAAUCUACAUAUUAUGAUUUUAAAGUAACUAUUGGUUUGAAUCUAUUUUUAUAACUUUAUGUUAUAGUAUUAGACUGUAACGGAUUAUUAAUUUCAUAGUAUUUUUUUAAAUCCUACUUAAAUGAAUGAGUUUUACUUAAUCGGACAUUUAGUACGACCUUCAUUUCAUAUGGUUUAUUUGAUAAAGAUUUGGAUGAUAUGGUUUAUUUGAUAAAAUUUAAUAAAAUGUGUGUAUACUUAAAUAAUCAGUUUUAGAUUGUUAUGUUAUUUAACUAACUUUAUAAAACAAAUUAUAAAUUGAUUCAUUUUCCACAUUAUCUAAAUAAAUAGGUUUAAAAAUGUAUGAAAAGUACCAACGCAUUCAAAGACAAAUAUAUAAAGAUGAAAAAUAGUUCAUAAUUUUUGUAUUGAAUUUCAAUUGUAGUGUCGAGUAUUUUUAUUUUACUUGAUAAAAAUAUAACAAACACCAAAAAUGUAAAAUAAUUACAUUAAUGAAAAAAUAAAAGCAUUUUAUUAAUUUAUCAAAUCUUUGUUUCUAAUAAGAACAUCAUAAGCAAUAGUAAAAUUAAAAUUAUUUUUAGUUUAGGGUAAACUACAUAUUUUUACAUGUAUAUGAAAAUUCAAUAUAUCUUUUAAUUGAUCUUCACUUGCUUAAUAAAUAUUAAUAUAGACAAAGAUAAAUUAAUAACAACAUCAAUUACAAUAAUUGAUCUUUAAAAAACAUUGUAUCAUUUAUUAAUAAGUGUCUCAAAUUAAUAUCAUUUGCUUUUCUGAUACUAUUUAUGUGAUGUAAUAUAAUCUUUUUUGUAGUGUAUCAUACAUAUCUCUUGCAAAUGCAAAUCUAAAACGCAAACCACGAAAUCAUACAAAAAAUAAUAACUUAGAUCACAAGUAAUGUAUAUAUUCCGCCCGUAGGGCGGGCCGACCCUAGUAGAUUUAUAUAAACAAGACGACUAGAAGCAGAGUAGCAGACAAAUGGUGUCUCAUCAUGAAUGCUUAAUUCUUUUAAGUUCUCGACCUUUCUUCUUCCCUUAGUAAUUAUAGCUUCUCGUAAAUCAAGAAACACUGAUGAUAUUUCAAAUUAACAGGUUUAAACGAAAUAAUGUUAAAAUGUAAAAUGCCAAAAUACUAUUUAUGCAUGCAAAGUGCUGUCGUGGCUUCAUAUGCCAUCGUGGAAACUCUAAAGAAAAUCAAAUUCUAUUUACAAUAUUUUCUUGGUAUUGCUGAAAUUACAGAUCAUUUCAACAUUCUCUUUAACCUUUCGCCUUCGUCUGCUUAAGUAAACUGAUAAGCCAGAUUUGUACUCUUCAUCGUCGUUUCUCUUUGUUGAUUCCUUCUUAUCAUUUAGUUUGCCUUGUAAGUCAAGUUACGUAUUUGUGUAGCUAUGUUCUACUAUAAUACAUAAACUGCUAACUACGAACAUAACUAACGUUUCUCUUUGUUAUUAUGUUGCAGAAAGAUUCAAUAACAUGGAGAGGGAAGAGAACAAAAGUCUGAUUAAUGAAGUCUUCUCUUGGUCACUCCAAAAGAUUCUCAACAAAGACAUCUUCAAGGAACGUAUAAGGACGAUACCGGAGAAGUUCUGGUCCGUUGAUGAGUACCUUAACUGCUUCGUUCCUCACCUAUUAGAGGAAACACGAACAGAGUUGUGCUCAAGCUUGGGAACUUUAUCAAAAGCGCCUGUCUUCUACAUACGUUCUGUGGAGGCAAGGACAAUCAAAGAAACUAGUAGAAGAUCAAACCAUUUCAAUAUAUCACUAAAGGGAGUUAAUGUAGAAAGAAACAACACAAUCUAUGAGCCGAAAUGCGGAGACCUCAUUGCUCUCACAGGAGCAGGAAGGCCAAGAAGCGUUAACGACUUGAACCCACUGGUUCUUGCGUAUGUGUUCUCUGUUGAAGAUGAGACACACUUCUCUGUUCACUCUUCUGUGUCCAUAUCCAUUGAUGAGAGGUUUCCAUUUGGCUCUGGUGUUUUUCUCAUGACUUUGACCACUAACACUCGUAUCUGGAAAGCUUUGCACUACGAAGGUGGGAACAUGAGUCUCAUCAAGAGUGUUCUUCAGGCUAAUACCGAGCACUCUGUUUCUUCUAGGACUUGGGGGAAUAAUGUAACGGAUAUAAUACGUUCAACGAACUUAAACGCUUCUCAAGAAUCUGCAGUUUUGAGUUGCUUGGAAACAAGGAGUUUUAGUGAGAAGACUAGUGUGAAACUGAUAUGGGGACCACCCGGUACAGGCAAGACAAAGACGGUCGCUACUCUUCUCUUUGCCCUUCUCAACUUAGGUUGCAAAACAGUCGUGUGCGCUCCUACAAACACAGCUGUGGUUGGAGUUGCAUCGAGGCUAUUGGCAUUGGUUAAAGAAUAUUCUCCUUCAGGUCAUUCUACGUACGGUCUAGGGAAUAUCGUUUUAUCCGGAAACCGAGUUAGAAUGGGGAUAGACAGCAAGAACAAUGAUCUCCUCGAUGUGUUUCUCGAGCAUCGGAUCAGUAAACUGAGUAAACUGUCACUGUUAUUGUCUGGAUGGGAAUUGAGUUUGAGUUCUUUCAUAGAUUUUCUUGAGAAGGCUGAGUCUAAUUACAAGGCAUAUGUCUUGUCAAGCGAAAAGAAGAAAGGUGAAGACAAGAGAAGCUUUCUUGAAUCAUUUGGACAGUUCGUUAAGAAGAUGUUUUAUGGAUCUAGCCAAGAGUUGGAUAAGAAUAAAGAAAAGAUUCAUACAUUUGGAGAGUUUAUAAAGAAAGAGUUUCAUAUUUUAAGCCAAGAACUGGACAAGGUGAUGGAUCAUAUGGAGGAUCAUGUGGUGGAUAUGUACACACAUCUGCCUAAGUCUUUUAUAUCAUCUACUGAUGUGAAGAAAACGAUUACAGCCCGUCAAGCUCUUCAUAAUGCUAGGUCUUUCCUUAAGAAGAACUCAUCCAAACAUGAUUUUGAGAUUAGAAGCUUCGUACUUUAUUGCCUGGAGCCUCUACGUUUGCUUCCAAAACGUUUUAGGAUUCCAACCUUGUUGGAAAACGAGGAUGGGAUGAGAUUUUGCCUACAAAAUGCAUGCAUAAUCUUCUGCACUGCCUCUGGUGCUUCUCAAAUGACCGUUGAAAGGACAGGAUCUAUAGAACUACUUGUAGUUGACGAGGCAGCUCAACUUAAAGAAUGUGAAUCAGUUGCUGCAUUGCAACUUCAGGGCCUGCGCCAUGUUGUUCUAAUAGGUGAUGAGCUUCAGCUACCAGCUAUGGUACAAAGCGAGGUGUGUGAGAAGGCUAAGUUUGGGAGAAGCUUGUUUGAGAGAUUGGUAUUGCUUGGCCACAACAAACACUUGCUUGAUGUUCAGUACCGUAUGCAUCCCUCUAUAAGUCUCUUCCCCAACAUGGAGUUUUAUGGUGGGAAGAUCUCUGAUGCUGCCAUUGUUAAAGAAAGAGGCUAUCAAAAGAGGUUUCUUCAAGGGAACAUGUUUGGUUCUUUCUCGUUCAUCAACGUGGGACUUGGGAAAGAAGAGUUUGGUGAUGGGAAUAGUCCUAAGAACAUGGUUGAGGUCGCUGUGAUUUCCGAAAUUAUAUCCAAUCUUUUCAAAGUGUCAAGUGAGACGAAGACAAAGAUGAGCGUUGGGGUUAUUUCACCUUAUAAAGGUCAGAUAAGAGCAAUCCAGGAGAAGAUCGGAGAUAAGUUCAACUCCGUAUCAGAUCAGCUUUUCACUUUGAAUGUUCGGUCGGUUGAUGGGUUUCAAGGAGGAGAAGAAGAUGUAAUCAUCAUAUCAACCGUGAGAAGCAACGGUAAUGGAAAAAUAGGGUUUCUCAGUAACCAUCAAAGAGCCAACGUAGCACUCACUCGUGCAAGGCACUGCUUAUGGGUGGUUGGGAACGAGAGGACUCUAACUAUGAGCGGUUCGGUUUGGACAAAGCUCGUAAGGGACUCAAAGAGACGUGGUUGUUUCUAUGAUGCUAUUGAUGACAAGAAUCUAAGAGAUGCCAUGGAUGAUGCUAUGGUCAAGGUCGACAUGUCUGAUGCGUUUUCUAGUUUUAGUUCUCUUUCGAUCAGGAGAGGGAGAAUGAAUGCUUGAUGGCUCUUUUAAAUCUUUUUUGGGUUGUGAACUGUGAUAACUAGGGACGUAUUA
Brassica rapa (field mustard) is the source of this 6609-nucleotide messenger RNA. RefSeq lists its product as uncharacterized. Gene Ontology annotation, molecular function: helicase activity. The record is from RefSeq and is a predicted model, not a curated record. NCBI's taxonomy places the organism in Eukaryota, Viridiplantae, Streptophyta, Magnoliopsida, Brassicales, Brassicaceae.